AUGGAGACCAAGAGUACGCCUCAGAUGAAGACCUCGAGUGACCAUGGGCCCGCCGCCAUGUCGUCGUUGGGAUCAGAUACAGGCGACCCCCCGGCAUCUGCCGUGUCACCUCGCAACGCCAAUGACAACAGUAAAAUGCUACCGACUCAAUUUGAGCAGUACGGGUCCCUAACAAGUGAGCCUGCAAUCCAGUGGCCAAAGCUGAAGAAGGUGGCCCCAAAGACGAUGCUGGAGGUUAACAAAGAGCCACUGCCGUGGAUGCAAAAACAGUUGCGCCGAGUGCAAAAAGAGGAAAACAUAUCACAACAGGUUCGGGAUCAAAAAUCCGCUGACGUCGAGUUAUGGAGAUCUCAACUGCGCAAGAUCUCGGCCCUGGAUGUGGGUUCUCUCGACCAUGACGAGGACGUAGAUCACGGCAAUCACAAGCAAGCUGGAACUUGCUUGACCUGUCCUCGCGAAACGCCUUCGUCAUCACCCCUUCUCGAUGAUUUGGUCACACACACUCCAGACAUCCCCAAAAGGCUGUCCGGAGCGGAAUGUGUGGGCCAGGAUGACCAGGAUGACCAGAUACAUAAUCUUGAGCAGAAGCGCCUGAAGGAGAUCCGAGCCUCAAGUUCUCAAAGAUCGAGCUCAAGAAUCUCGACCAUGACGAAGGUGGAAUCAACUACAGUGACCCACGUUUAUCAGGUCAACGAGCCUGUUUAUUCGACUUCGGAAUCGCUUACGGCAAAAGAGAACAUUGCUGGCAGCGCGGAACAGGCCUGUAAAGAGCUGUCUCGGAGCCACACCAGUGCGAUCGAAGUCUUCAGCCCGAUGCCCAUCAUGCCACCUAACCACACAUGCUCCUGGAAGGAUCGAUAUCUGAACUUGACGGCCGAAGUGCGGCAGUUGAAAGCGGAGAUUUUGUCCCAAGAGCGGCGCAAAAGUUCGGAACUUGUGGACGUUGGGGUCGACGUCGGCCAGGGCGAGGACUAUGGGCUGGGCGUCGAGGGGCUCACCAUUGUUAUGCAUUUGAAAGGCAAAGACGACCUGAUCAUCAACACCGACUUGACGCAGGCAUCUUCCGACGUGUGA
Molecule: messenger RNA, 1074 nt
Organism: Colletotrichum higginsianum IMI 349063
Lineage: Eukaryota; Fungi; Ascomycota; Sordariomycetes; Glomerellales; Glomerellaceae
Exons: 1
Coding region: 1-1074 (357 amino acids)
Source: RefSeq, a predicted model, not a curated record